Messenger RNA from Fundulus heteroclitus (mummichog), 1551 nucleotides. RefSeq names its product protein Z, vitamin K-dependent plasma glycoprotein a (gene proza). The record is from RefSeq and is a predicted model, not a curated record. NCBI's taxonomy places the organism in Eukaryota, Metazoa, Chordata, Actinopteri, Cyprinodontiformes, Fundulidae. The coding region runs from base 214 to 1473 and encodes 419 amino acids. The transcript has 9 exons. Gene Ontology annotation, molecular function: calcium ion binding; serine-type endopeptidase activity. Gene Ontology annotation, biological process: blood coagulation; proteolysis. Gene Ontology annotation, cellular component: extracellular region.
AUCGCAGACCGUAAACAGAGGCAGGCGGAUGUCUCGGAUGUGAGCGGAUCCCGUUAUUUUGGACGGACAGGCCUGGAUCGGUCCAGUAGGUUCCUGCUUUCUUUCAGAACCAGGGGAUAGAAGAAGGAGGCCGGACUAGUACCUUGAUUUCGUUCCUGCCCUAUUACACAUUGAUCCUUGCAGCACUGACACCUCAGACGCCUUGGGGUCACCAUGCGUCCUUCCACCACAUAUGCUGCUCUGCUCUGUCUGCUCGCUGGAGCAGCGAUAGCCAUUCAGAGCCCACAAACAGUGUUCCUGGACAAGCAUCAGGCCACCUCGCUGAUCUCCCGUCAGAAGAGAAAUGCUGGAGCCACCACCUUGGAGCAGGCGUGCAUGGAGAGGGUGUGCACCUAUGAAGAAGCCAGGAAGUAUUUCCAGGACUCAUACCGCACGGACAUCUUCUGGUCUGUCUACAUCGAUGGAGACCAGUGUGCUGAAAACCCCUGCAAGAACGGAGCCAUGUGUUCAGACAGUGUUGGAGGCUAUGACUGCGUCUGCAAGUCGGGUUUCACAGGGGUCCACUGUGAAAAAGAUGAGACACUUUGCACUCUGGAAAAGGACAAGGGCUGCUCACAGUUUUGCAAACCAGGCUACAUGUCCUACGAGUGCUCCUGUGCCCGUGGCUGGAAGCUCAAAGGCAAGGAGAACUGUGAACCUGCAGUGAGAAACCCCUGUGGUCAGGUGACAGGCCUGCCUGCGUGGAAGACCAGACAGUCAACUAUUGCUGCCAGUAACUUUGAGGGACAUCCUUGCACUUCAACUGAGUGUCCUUGGCAGGCUCUCCUGAUGAGUCCAGAGUCUCCAGCCUACUGUAGUGGAGUCAUUCUGAAGGAGAACCUGGUCUUGACUUCAGCCCAGUGUGCCAACAAAUACUCAUCCUUCACAGUGGCAGUUGGAAAGCGUAGCACCAACACUGAAGUGGGAGAGCAGACGCUGUAUACGAAGCUGGUUCACUUCCACCCUCGUUACGUGACAGACAGCCCCGAAAACGACCUGGCUGUGAUCGAGCUCAGUAACCGCAUAACGUUUAGGCCGCACAUCAUCGCCGCCUGUCUUCCAGAGAAAGACUUCGCCGAGAGUGUCCUAAUGUCUGGAGAUUUCCCGGCGGUUGUCACCGGCUGGAAAGAACCGACGCAAGAGUCCAGUUUCCAGGGGCCGCUCACUAUUAACCAGCUGGAGUACAGCAAGCUGCCUCAGUGCUUGGAGACGUUCCCCAACCUGAUGACCAACAAGAUGGGCUGCACCGCCGCUCGGGCCAACGCCGACUGCAACAUGGGCUCCGGCAGCCCCUUGCUCACUGCGUACAGAGAUGUGUUGUUCCUCACAGGGGUGGUGAGCAAACCAAAUGGGGCUGACUGCACCAAAGGAUACAUCUUCCAGAAAGUGUCACGCCACCUCAGCUGGCUGCAGGCGCUCAUGGGUUCCCGUUAGAUCGGUGAAGUGAGGGAACAGCUUGAGCUUGAUGAUUAAUUUAGAGCAAUGCAGGCAAAUAUAUACUAAAACAGGGAA